AUGCGAGUCUAUGUUGUGGAUGAUGUUACUAGUGCAGAGAAUGGAAUUGUGCCAUUGGCAGUAAAAAUUUCGCGAACAUCUCCCGAUGAACCAAUCGUUGAAGAAAAGCCAACUUUCAGAUCAGUUCUCUGUUACAUCUUCACAUCUGGAACAACAGGAAAUCCGAAGCCUGCCGUCAUAAAGCACUAUAGCGUUUGCUCUCUGCAAAAUAUGUAUAAACUCGUUGCGGUAGGAUUUUCCGGCUUAUGGCCUCUGGAACUCAUAACAUUUUUAAGGUAUUACUGGAUGGCAAUGGGUGUCGCGAAAUCGUUCGGUAUUUACACCAGCGAUCGUAUGUACGUUAUGAUGCCGAUCUAUCAUAGCGCUGGAGGAAUACUUGGCAUUGGUCAGGUAGUACUGCAGGGUAGCACAGCUGUUGUCCGAAAAAAAUUCUCUGCCAGUAAUUUUUGGAAGGAUUGCUCGAAGCACGACUGUACCGUGAGCCAGUAUAUCGGAGAAAUGUGCAGGUUUGUGGUUUUUGCAUUUUCGAAGAAUGAAAUUUGGAAUUCCGUAAGACGUGGAGGUACCUUGUGGGAUAGAGUUCUUUGA
Gongylonema pulchrum is the source of this 588-nucleotide messenger RNA. The record is from the annotation of a GenBank genome assembly. NCBI's taxonomy places the organism in Eukaryota, Metazoa, Nematoda, Chromadorea, Rhabditida, Gongylonematidae.